AUGCGCAAGUGCUUCAGCACAUGUGCGAGAGUUUUCAGCCAUGAGAACCCCUUAGGUCUUCCCCGCUCCCCUGCACCAGGCGGCAAAGGACCACCGCCAACCCUCCCACGCGCCCAACGGGGCCUCCCUCAAAAGCGCCCGCUCCGCAAUGUCAAGCACGCCAUCGCCGUGUCCUCUGCCAAAGGCGGCGUCGGCAAGUCCACGCUGGCCGUGAACCUCGCCCUCUCAUUCUCCCGACACGGUCUGCGGACGGGGAUUUUGGACACGGACAUCUUCGGGCCCUCGGUGCCGACGCUACUCGGCCUGUCCGACGCCGGUGAACCCAAACUCACCGGGCAAAACAUGCUGGUGCCUCUGACGAGCCACGGGCUCCAGAGCAUGUCCAUGGGAUACCUGCUGCCGAGCGAGUCGGCGCCCGUAGCGUGGCGCGGGCUGAUGGUGAUGAAGGCCCUGCAACAGCUCCUGCACGAAGUUGAUUGGUCGUCUCCGGCACCCCUCGACGUGCUGGUCCUCGACCUCCCACCGGGCACGGGCGACGUGCAGUUGACAAUCGGACAGCAAGUGGAGCUGUCGGGCGCGGUGAUCGUGUCGACGCCGCAGGACAUUGCGCUCAAGGACGCCGUUAAGGGCGUCGCCAUGUUCCGCAAGAUGAACAUUGACGUGCUGGGCAUGGUGCAGAACAUGAGUGUCUUUGUCUGCCCGCACUGUCACCAGGAGACCAGGAUCUUUGCCCACAGUCACGGUCCGAACUCGCAGCACAGUGGCAGUGGCAGCGGCCCGAGCGGCGCAGAGGCCAAGGCGGCGGACCUCGGCGUCGAUUUUCUCGGCGACGUCCCCCUCGACGCGAGGAUCUGCGCCGACGCCGACCGCGGCAUGCCUACCAUCGUCGCCGAAGAGGCCAGUGGCGUCAAGGUCAAUUCCGGGUACUAUGAGCGCAUUGCCGAGAAGGUUGCCCGGAAGAUUGGGUUGGCGUGGCAAUGA
Molecule: messenger RNA, 981 nt
Organism: Fonsecaea monophora
Lineage: Eukaryota; Fungi; Ascomycota; Eurotiomycetes; Chaetothyriales; Herpotrichiellaceae
Exons: 2
Coding region: 1-981 (326 amino acids)
Biological process (GO): iron-sulfur cluster assembly; mitochondrial respiratory chain complex I assembly
Cellular component (GO): mitochondrion
Molecular function (GO): ATP-dependent FeS chaperone activity; ATP binding; 4 iron, 4 sulfur cluster binding
Source: RefSeq, a predicted model, not a curated record